UUCGUUCUGCUUGAUAUGUCCAGGAAUGGUUCGCCCAUUGUGUAUGCUUCUGCGCAGAUGAAUCAGUUGUUUGGGUUUGAAGACACGGAGCUCCUCGGCCAGCCAUGGACAAUCCUCUGCGGCGACGAGACGGACGUUGAUGACAUGAGAACACUUGAAUCUGCAGUCUACAGUACUGAAGAAUGUUCGAGGUGUCUUGUCUGUCAAAAGCAGACUGGGGAGAGGUUUUGGAAUCAUAUUUACCUA
Molecule: messenger RNA, 246 nt
Organism: Guillardia theta CCMP2712
Lineage: Eukaryota; Cryptophyceae; Pyrenomonadales; Geminigeraceae
Exons: 1
Cellular component (GO): nucleus
Source: RefSeq, a predicted model, not a curated record